AUUUCCCUCCCUGCGCUUACUCCGUAUGAAUUGUCUGAACUUCUUUACUCCGUAUCCCUCUUGCUAGAACCUCUCCAUUGGAUCCCAUUGCGUCGUCGUUUCAGCAAUCACCAGGUCUUACGUCCAACGUCCAAACGUCUGUUCCUCCAUCUUGGCCAAUUAUCUACGAGUACCUUUGCUUGCAAGUCGGAUUCUGGAGAAGCCAUUCCGCAGUUUUUAGAAGUGACUGGGGCCGGACCACUAACAAAGUGCACUGCUUCCCCUUGACAUCUCUCUGACGCCUCAGCCUGCGCAUACACCUUUGCUGCUGUCAAUCUACACUUCACCAGCAGACCCAAAUCCCAGAUUCUGCUCCUUCCGUGCGUCAAUCGCGCAAAGUCAGUGCUUUUGCUUGCAGGAGCUGUCGCAGCACCCUCUCGUCGUCGACCUUUUGCACUUCGAAACUCAUCCGAACCCCAAGUUUCACCUCACUCUCACCCUCGUUCUCUCGCAACUCACCGAAGGCGCUGACCCUGCUUCUGCGACCACUGCGUCUGUCAAAUACAUCCUAGUCAUCGCAUCUCCAGCCCUACGGCUAUCUCGCCCCCUAGACUGCUAGUGCUCGUCAAAAGUCCUGGGCGCUCAGGGUUUCUUCAUUGCGACUCCGAUCCUUCCCUACCUAGUCUCCUUCCAAGCCCGAACGCUCUCGGACUAUCUGUCUCAGGCGUGAUUCAUACCGAGACAAGCACUUGUCUGAAUUUGAUUCAGACCAUAGUCGCCUGCGAUGGCUUCAAAGUUCCUGCGAGAAUACAAACUGGUGGUAGUAGGAGGGGGAGGUGUGGGAAAAUCAUGCUUAACCAUACAACUCAUACAAAGUCACUUUGUUGAUGAAUAUGACCCAACAAUUGAAGACUCAUACCGCAAGCAAUGCAUGAUCGAUGACGAAGUCGCCCUCCUUGAUGUCCUAGACACGGCCGGCCAAGAGGAAUAUUCUGCCAUGAGAGAACAGUACAUGAGGACAGGCGAAGGCUUCCUGCUCGUCUAUUCCAUAACGUCACGACAGUCCUUUGAAGAGAUCAUGACCUUCCAACAACAGAUUCUACGCGUCAAAGAUAAAGAUUACUUUCCCAUUAUCCUUGUGGGCAACAAGUGUGAUUUGGAGGGAGAACGAGCAGUAUCCAGAGAAGAAGGCGCACAACUGGCACAACAAUUUGGAUGCAAGUUCAUUGAAACAUCGGCCAAAUCACGAAUAAAUGUCGACAAUGCAUUCUAUGAUCUCGUACGAGAAAUCAGAAGAUACAACCGCGAAAUGUCAGGGUACUCCGGUGGCGCGCCUCCUCUCGGCGGCCACGGACCUGGCCAGAAGUUCGAGGUUGACAACCAGUCGGAUGGCGCGGGGUGCUGCAGCAGAUGUGUAGUGAUGUGAAGAACAUGGCGAUGCAGACGAUUAAAAAAAAGUUGAAAAUAUUGCUGAGCCUUUUCCACCAGCUCGGAGUUGAGAGCGUGACUCUAUGGCGCCAUGUUGAACGGAUUGACUGGGUUUGGUUUGCACUUUGGGGAGCGCCUAAAAAAGAAGGUCUUUUGCGAAUCAAGAAUUGAACAGGCUUGCACUUCGAAGGAAAAUGGACCUGGCAUUUUGUUAUUGGAAUGGGCAGUCAUAGAAAGCUGCCAAAUGCGUAUUUGAUUCUCUUGGGUGUGUGGGGGAGAGAGUCUUGCUGUGUUCAUCAGAAAAGUGGCUCGGAAGCAAUUCUUUGCAGACAUUAGGCGCACUAUUCCAGGACAGAAUUUUAUAUACUCUUACGUGUUAAUUUUACCAGC
Molecule: messenger RNA, 1797 nt
Organism: Exophiala oligosperma
Lineage: Eukaryota; Fungi; Ascomycota; Eurotiomycetes; Chaetothyriales; Herpotrichiellaceae
Product: Ras-like protein
Exons: 3
Coding region: 764-1405 (213 amino acids)
Biological process (GO): signal transduction
Cellular component (GO): plasma membrane
Molecular function (GO): GTP binding; GTPase activity; GDP binding
Source: RefSeq, a predicted model, not a curated record